AUGAGAAAUUAAAUGCUAUUGUUUCAUUAUUAAAUCCAAAAUAUGAAACCUUCGUGUAAUUUCAGUUACUAUUUUAAAUAAUAUUUGCUAAGGUUGUUUUCCAUCAUUUAAGAAACAGUGCUAAGGUUAGGCUUUUUGUGUCCCAGGGUGAUGCAGAAAACCUGUGAAUUAGCCUUAGUGAAUCUAGUGAAGCCAAGUUAUCUCAUUGAUAAGGCUGGCACCAUCUUAGCCUGGACAUGUAGUGCAUGUGAACAUGUUUAAGCACAGUGGUAUGCUUUGCGGUUGUAGCAAACAUGUCUGUUCCUGAGUAGGAAAGAACAGUGCAGAAAAUCAGAACCUAUUACCAGAACAAGCUGAAUGCUCUGAAGAGGGUCUUGGAUAUCUACCAGGAGAAGGUGGAGAGGAGAAGUGCACUUUGGGAGGAGAAGAUCAAGAGUCUGCAGAGUGUGAACGAGAGACUGCAGGAUGAGCAGAAGGCUUUGCAGGACAGAAACAGACAUGACUCGGCAACCUGGGAGAGAGAGAAAGUAACACCAUGUUAAACAGCACACACCAGUGACCUUUAACCUCUGACCCUGCUUCUGGAGAGCUCUUCCUGAAAAAUUUCUGUAACCAUCCUAAUCUAACCUAGAUUGAGUUUAGAAGUUUCUGAAGAUAUUGUGAGGGUUCAAACUAAACAGUUGCAUGCACAAAUUAAUACUACUGAAGUGCAGAUAUUACAUUUGCAUAUAAGGGCAUUUGUUACACCACGGCGAACUUGCGGCCACCGAGACGGCGUGGACUACAUUUCCCAGCCACGCCUGCGCUCAAGUUUGCCGGAAUAUUGAGUGCCAACACCUGUGCGAAGUAACGCUUAGCUUUCCCUAGACGCUAGCUAGUUACCAAGCUCCCUACUACGCUUCGGACUUACAUGGUUAAGGACUCUAGCCUCGUUUUCUACUUACGAUUCUCAGAUCUUGUCUUGGAUUAUCCCUUUCGCUUCGGACUUAGUGCUUGGCACUUCACGCCUCCCUUGCCUUCCUGCCACUGCUCGGCCCGUGCUUGCCUCCCAUCUGAACAAGAUGAUGGAGCUCUUCUCUUCGCGUUUAGAUCAGCUCCACAACCACCAGGCAUCUACACUCCAGGAGCUGCAGAUGGCCAGGAUGGAGAUGGGACGUGUGCAGGAGAUGCUGCAGACCUCAACGGAAACCAAUGAGCCUGAAGCAAAGGAAACAGAAAGUACUGACUCAGAUGCACCUUUAGAUGGAGCCAAAGCCCGUCUGGAGGUGCUGAGAGAGAGUUUGUAUAAACGAGAGCGUGAGAUCUCAAUGCUGAUCGAUGGAGGAGGAUUUCAGAAUGGUGUGGCACCAUCAGCAUACACUCGUCUGCUUGCUGCUGUAGUCCGCCAGGCUCAUCUCAUCUAUGCAGAGGUAACAGAGGCAAAGCAGCAGUUUGACCAGAUGGCAGAGGACAACCGCAAAGCUGUUGCUGAGGCUAGAAAUAGACUGACAUCCUUCCAGGACAACCAACCAGAUAUGGAAAGCAUAGAUCUGAGACCUCUGAAGAAGGACCAAUCAGAAAUCAGUCUGGGUGAUCAGGUAACUCAAGCUGAGGUUAACCUGCAGAAGCAUGAAGUCUUACUAGUAGCCCUGGAGUGCAUCAAAGCAGGGGUUACACCCACCACCACUGACUCUGUCAGUGAGGAUGAACUGACAGCGUUGGAUGAGAGUGUGAAAAGCUUUGAGGAAAGGUUCAAAAACAGUGAUGUCCUAAACUUAGAGGUUGGGAAGAGUGUGGGCCAGCAGCUGCUAUUCCUGCAAGCUGAGCUGAAACAGGCCAAAGAAGAGAACAAGAAAAUGAUUGAGCACUACACGGCAGAGCGGACCCUAAGAAAGAAGUACUACAACAUGGUGGAGGACAUGAAAGGCAUAGUUUUUGAUACACAUAUCACAUAAACAUCAGAAUAUUGUAAGGUCCGGGUGUUCUGCCGUAUAAGGCCUCAGACACGGGCAGAGCUGGUGAGGGGCAGCAGCACCAUUGUGUCAUGUUUGGAUGAUUACUCAGUGAUUCUGGAAACUCCACGAGGACCUCGAGAGUUUCAAUUUGACAAGAUCUUCACCACAGAGCACACACAGAGUGAUGUGUUUGAGGAGUCCAGCAGGUAACCAACUGCAGUCCUGUUUCAGGAAUGUAGGAAAGUGAUGAUUUAAAAGGAUAUUCUGUAUUCUAAGGUUGUAUGCCCUCUCCAAAGGCUAAUUCAAUCUGCAAUCGAUGGCUUCAAUGUAUGCAUCUUUGCAUAUGGACAGACUGGCUCAGGAAAAACAUUUACUAUGUUGGGGGAUAGAGAGCAGAAAAAUCCUGGAAUCAUCCCUAGGACUUUCACUAGGAUCUUUGAAAUCAUCCAAGAGAACGAGACAAAAUUUGAGUUCAAGGUGACCUGUAGUCUGACUUGCAAAAAUUGUUCCACAACAUCUUCAAAUUCAUUUUUACAAAUCUUUUUUUCUAUACUUAACCAGAUAAAUUUUAUUUUACUCCUUUUCAUGUCUUAUAACAAAAAAGGCACUGGGAUAAAAACAGUUUAAAUAAGACAAACAGACAAACCAAGAGCAAGAGCAAAAUGUUGAGUAGAAAGAAACAGAAACAUAGAACACCAUAAUCAAGUGACUGAACCUAAAUAAGACAAUUACCAGAAAGUGUGAGAGACAAAUAAUGAUCUAAGCACUAAGAAAUACUAAUAAGACUAUAAUUGAUAUAGACACAUAUCAUAUAGAAUCCCAUUAACACAGACUAGCAAUCAAUCUAGGACAAAACUGGUGCAGGUUGACCAGGGUGCAGGUGAAGACACUAAUAAGGGAAUAAUAUAAGCUGCCUGUCCUGGCAUCCCCAGCCUCAUCUCCAAGAGGAAAUGAGCAACCAAGCAGGCAAGCUUGAGGUUGGGUGGUGGCAGUGGGUC
Molecule: messenger RNA, 2932 nt
Organism: Ictalurus furcatus (blue catfish)
Lineage: Eukaryota; Metazoa; Chordata; Actinopteri; Siluriformes; Ictaluridae
Exons: 11
Coding region: 1062-1934 (290 amino acids)
Source: RefSeq, a predicted model, not a curated record